UUAAGAAAAUGGAUACAUUCUUGCAAUCCUUGUUACUAAUUUUGAUUCCUUUAAUAGCAUUUUUCUGUUUUUUCCUCAAAACAAAACAAAUUGGCACAAAAAACAUGCCACCAGGUGCUUUUGGUUGGCCAUUAGUAGGUGAAACAUACCAACUUUUGUUCAAAAACAUUGAAAAUUUCAUUCAAGAGAGAGCAGAAAAACACUCCUCAGAGAUUUUCAAAACAAAUUUAUUUGGAGAACCAACUGUGGUUAUGUUUGGUCCUGCUGCAAAUAAAUUCCUUUCAAUAAAUGAAUCAAAACUUGUUAAGGUCUGGUACAUGAAAUCUCAAUGCAAGUUAUUCAAUCUUCCUGAUCAGAAUCAGAAUCAGACUCAAGUAGGUGUUGCUUCGCCUCCGGUGAAGGUUUUAGGAUUGCUUAAACAUGAAGGAAUAAUAAGAUACAUGGGAAACAACAAUAACAUUGAAUCAAUCAUACAAAAACAUUUCAUAACACAUUGGGAAGGAAAAACAGAACUAAAAGUGUACCCUUUGGUGAAAUCAUUUUCAAUUUCAUUAGCUUUUCAAUUUUUCUUAGGAACUGAUGAAACUCAUUAUGUAGACAAAUUUGCCACCAAGUUUGAGAAUUUGUUUUCAGGGAUUUAUUCAGUUCCAAUGGAUUUUCCUGGCUCUACAUAUCAUAGAGCAAUAAAGGGUGCAUCUGAAAUUAGGAAAGAGAUUCAGUAUAUGAUUAAAGACAAGAUUGAAGGUUUGUCAAAAGGGAAAGUUAUGGAUGGUUUAUUAGCACAUAUAGUUGAUGCUGAAAAAAGUGGAAAAUAUGUGCCUAAAAUUGAAAUAAGUAAUACCAUCAUGGGGUUGAUGAAUGCUAGCUACAUCUCAAUAGCUACCACUUUGGCUUUUAUGAUCAAACACAUUGGGUUAAGUCCUCAUAUCUACCAAAGAAUCAUAUCAGAGCAUGCUGAUAUUAAAAGAUCCUCAAAAGAAAGUGGUACAUCACAACUAGAUUGGGAUAGCAUACAGAAGCUAAAAUAUACAUGGGCUGUUGCAUUGGAGAGCAUGAGACUAUACUCUCCUGCACCAGGAGCAUUCAGAGAGGCUAAAACAGAUUUCACCUAUGAAGGCUUUACCAUUCCAAAGGGAUGGAAGAUAUUCUGGGCAUUUAUUGGAACAAAUAAGAAUCCCAAGUACUUUGAUAAACCUGAAAGUUUUGAUCCAUCUAGGUUUGAAGGGAAUAAUGUUCUUGCACCAUACACUUAUAUACCCUUUGGAUCAGGACCAAGAUCUUGUCCUGGAAAGGAUUACACACGGCUUGCGAUUCUCACUUUCAUUCACAAUCUUGUAACAAAGUUCAAAUGGGAAGUUAUGCUUCCUGAUGAGGAAGUAUCUGGUGCUAUGAUACCUAUACCAACAGAGGGAAUUCCUAUCCGUCUUCAUCACUUGUUUUGAUGAUCAUGAACGUGUGUUUGGUUCUGCGGUGAAAAAAAUAAACAUAAUACAAGCAGAAAAAAUGUAAAAGUGAUUGUGUAAUGAUCAUAGGCGUUGAUUAUUCUCUAUUUAUUGGGAUAGAUUUAGUUUCCUUAUUUUCUAAUUCCCCCUUGUAUAUAAGUUUGCACGACCCCAUUGUAAAAUACAAGUUAAUUAUUCUAUGUUAUUCAACUUCAGUGCAUUUCAAGGUCUAUUGGUUUA
Medicago truncatula (barrel medic) is the source of this 1682-nucleotide messenger RNA. Its product is annotated as beta-amyrin 28-monooxygenase-like. Lineage: Eukaryota; Viridiplantae; Streptophyta; Magnoliopsida; Fabales; Fabaceae. The transcript is spliced from 3 exons. Gene Ontology annotation, molecular function: oxidoreductase activity, acting on paired donors, with incorporation or reduction of molecular oxygen; monooxygenase activity; heme binding. The record is from RefSeq and is a predicted model, not a curated record. Bases 9 to 1442 code for a protein of 477 amino acids. Gene Ontology annotation, biological process: sterol metabolic process.